This is a messenger RNA of Camelina sativa (false flax), 519 nucleotides long. RefSeq names its product protein SPIRAL1-like 2. Lineage: Eukaryota; Viridiplantae; Streptophyta; Magnoliopsida; Brassicales; Brassicaceae. The record is from RefSeq and is a predicted model, not a curated record. Gene Ontology annotation, biological process: cortical microtubule organization. Gene Ontology annotation, cellular component: cortical microtubule, transverse to long axis.
UUGAGAUAAAAGCAAGAGAGAGAUAGAAUGGGUCGUGGAGUUAGUGCAGGUGGAGGGCAGAGUUCUUUGGGGUAUCUUUUUGGUAGUGGAGAAGCUCCAAAGCCAGUAGCCGUUAACAAGGCUCCAGCUGAAACUCAAAUAUCUUCCCCUUCUCCACCUCCUCAAGCCGCUGCUCCAAAGGCUGUUGAUAGCACCAAACAAGUGCCUGCUGGUCUCAACAGCAACUCUGCAAACAAUUACAUGCGCGCAGAAGGACAAAACACAGGAAACUUCAUCACGGACCGGCCAUCGACCAAGGUUCAUUCAGCUCCAGGAGGUGGCUCGUCUUUGAAUUACCUCUUCGGUGGUGGUAGCAACUAGCAGUACCUGAGGCCAAAACUUGGUCACUCUAUGUUACUUUAUCCCAAAGUCUCCCUUAUGUCAUCGUUGUGGAACCUCUUUUCCCUUGCAAAAAAUAAAAUUAUCUAUGAUGUGCUUACUUAGUUUAUUAGUAUACAAAUGUGCUUCAAAAUGUUCUCA